Chenopodium quinoa (quinoa) is the source of this 805-nucleotide messenger RNA. RefSeq lists its product as uncharacterized. Bases 33 to 458 code for a protein of 141 amino acids. The record is from RefSeq and is a predicted model, not a curated record. The transcript has 2 exons. NCBI's taxonomy places the organism in Eukaryota, Viridiplantae, Streptophyta, Magnoliopsida, Caryophyllales, Amaranthaceae.
UUCCUAAAAAGUCAAACAUAUAUAAAUAAAAAAUGGCAAAACUCUACAGAAUAAGCUCUACACUAAUGGCUGCCCUUUUUCUUGUUUCUGCAUCAGUUCAAUUUAAUGAUCCAGAAUGGUAUUUCUGGAUUCCUCUGUAUUCUUGUGGUGCUUAUGUUAACCUGAUGAGCAGCUUAGCAACUGUUUCAUUAAAAAGAAGUAAAUCAACAGGUAAACUAACACUUUGGCUAGGGAUAUUCUUGCUUACUAAGGUUCUUUUGGAAGACUACUUUGGUGACAUGAUUGGGAUUUGGUCUCUUGAUAUGAGACAUAGAUUGGUUAGAGAAAAGAUUGGAAGUGGGUUAGUCACUUCUUCUAUGAUUUUGCAAUUAUCGUCAGAGAUGGAUCCUAGAAAGAAUAUGGAACUCGGAUCAUACAUCGAAUGUGGUAAUGUUUUUGGCCAAGCACAUGUUCUCUGAAGUUGAUAUUUUGGAUAGAAUACAUCCGUUGUAUAUAAGUUUUUGUUGGGGUCGAUUAGUUAACUGGGUGAUGUUAUUGUAGGGAUGGCAAUUUUGGUGGGGAUUAGCUAUGGCCUCUCCCUUGUCUUUCUACUGCAUCAUGAAAAAGAGAUGAUGUUUUGAAUCUUCUAAUCUAUCCAGCUGUUGAAGAUAAUGUCCCAAAUUUUGCUACAAAAUGUUCUAUUUUCAUGUCUAAUUUCAAUAAAUAGAUAAUAAUGUUCUUGUGAAUGUAUGUAUAGUGGAAUCAUGUUGUUUGAGAUACAGAAUUUGCUCAAAAUACUUGGAAAAAAUGCACCUUUGAUGUAGUU